This is a messenger RNA of Musca domestica (house fly), 1309 nucleotides long. RefSeq lists its product as uncharacterized. The coding region runs from base 146 to 1147 and encodes 333 amino acids. Lineage: Eukaryota; Metazoa; Arthropoda; Insecta; Diptera; Muscidae. The record is from RefSeq and is a predicted model, not a curated record. The transcript is spliced from 3 exons.
ACCAUACACACAGAUGCCCGCAGUAGACCGAGUUAAAAUAUUUUAAGAACUUACGAAUAUGUUCGAAAUUUGAAAAUUCAGUUGUGCUUUGGCCGUGCGUAUUGAAAGAAGCAAAAUACGAAUUUAAGUGAAAAUACUUGUCACCAUGGCUGAUAAAGAAGAUUCAAAAUUCGGAUUCAAAAAUAAGGAAAAGGCCGAGGAGACUCUGGUCCUCUUGGAAAGCCAUGACAUGCAAUAUCGGAAACUAACCGUACGUGGUCUAUUGGGCAGAGCGAAACGUGUUCUAUCGAUGACCAAAGCCGAAGAUAAAGUUAAAAAUAUCAAUGAUGCUAUAGAGGUGUUUGAGAAAUGGUUAGCAGAGAACGGCGGCGAUGCGGCAAACAAAAAUGCCAAAACCACCACUGACGAUAAGGUGGAAACGGUGCCUGGUCUAGGUUUCAAGGAUAAGGAGGCAGCUGAGAAAACGUUAAAAAUUUUAGAAGACCGCGAUCCUGAAUAUCAAAAGUUGGCCAUUAAAGGUCUUAUCGGCAGCUCGAAACGUGUUUUAUCUGGCACUAAAAAUGAAGAGAAAAUCCAAUCCAUCAAGGAAGGUGUAAAAAUUCUGGAAGAUUUCCUCGAAAAAUUUGAAACCGAAAAUCUCAUGAAAAACAAUCGUGCCUAUUUUGCCUACGAUGUCAUUGCUAAAUUACCCCAGCCCGAAGACAAAUUGCAAGCGGAAUUCCUCAAAGCCUACGGCGGUCCCAAAGCCAAGGGCAACUACAAACAUCUACGCACCAUGUACCCCGAGGAGGACGACAGCACAUCAUGGGACAUCAUACGCAACAGGAAUAUUGCCAAAAUUUUGGCAAAAAUCAAAGAAGAAGAUGCCAAGCUGUUCGAUGACCAAGGCAAGCCAAGUGAUCUCCAUCUGCAGUUAAUCCACUGGGCAUACAGUCCACAGCCGGACAAGGUCAAAAGUUAUGCCGCCACCUUAAAAUCCGAAUGCCCCAAGAAGGCCGAAAAACGGAAAUGCGAAGACGAAUCGGCGAGUAGUAGCAGCAGUGGCAGCGAUUCCGAUGACGAGGCAGACAGCGGUAAAGAUGAGAAAAUGAAAGAAGACAAAGAAGAAAAUGGCGAGUCUCCUGCCAAGAAAGCCAAAACUUCCUGAGCCAUUCUAGAUCACUUUUUUUGUAGUACUUAAUCAUAAUGUCCUUUUUUGCAAAUAGAUUUAAGUGUUUAUUUUGUAUUGAAAUGUAAAUGUGUUUCAAAUUCAGAUUUGUAACACAUAUUUUCUGGUAUUUUUGGAUAAAUAUAUAGCUGCAAACAUCAA